Messenger RNA from Rhincodon typus (whale shark), 1704 nucleotides. It is a transcript of the gene cchcr1, whose product is annotated as coiled-coil alpha-helical rod protein 1. Gene Ontology annotation, biological process: protein export from nucleus; cell differentiation. Gene Ontology annotation, cellular component: centriole. The coding region runs from base 1 to 1092 and encodes 363 amino acids. The record is from RefSeq and is a predicted model, not a curated record. The transcript is spliced from 8 exons. Lineage: Eukaryota; Metazoa; Chordata; Chondrichthyes; Orectolobiformes; Rhincodontidae.
AUGGAAUUGGGGGGAUCUACAGGACCUAUUGCACUGUCAGUCAAUUUAAAACACACUUCCUUCUUAUUACUCCUCAGUUUUUACCAGAGAUUCUUGGAGCAGGAGACGGAACAAAGGAAGGCCUUGUGUUGUUUGGUGAGCCUUGGUCAGAGGGUGACCUUUGCUAACAAGCGGAUCGAUACCAUCCACGGGUUACUCGCUCGGAAGGAUGCACUCUUCCGGCUGCAGCUGCAGGAGAAGAGCGGAGACGGAGGAUCGGACACUGGCAGGUGCUCCCACGGGGAUCUGGAGAAAGAGCUGGAGCUGCUGAACAGGGAACGGGACCAGUUAGCAGCUGAGCUGAAGAAGAACUCCCAGCUGAUCGAGAAGAAGGUUACUGAGGCCAGGCUAAAAUUUGACACUGAUUUAAAGGAUCACCUGGUAGUGAUGGGCCAGUUGGAGGAAGCUUUGACAGAGAAGACUCAGUGCCAGCAGAGACUGACCGAGAAACUGAGCGAGAGUCAGAAGCAGCUUGCAGACAGUCAAGAAGCUGCGGAGACCCUGCGGAUCGAACUGGGCCGGCAGCAGCAGAAAUAUGAACAAGCUCUCGCAGAGAAAGUGGCAGAAGCAGAGCAGCGGCUGGCCGAGCAACUGUCCAAGAUGGAGAAACGUCUCAACGAGGCCCGGAGGGAGCACACCAAGGCUGUCGUCGCCCUCCGUCAAACUGACAGGCAGGCAGCCCGGGACAAAGAGCGAAUGCAGGCAUGUGAAAAGUUACACGAAGAGCAGCACCAGAGGGAAAUCCAGCAACUCAGUACCAAGCUGCAUGAACUGGAGAGGGACAGGAACCUUCUGGUGGCCACACUCAGGCAGGAAGGGUUACUCAGCCAGUUCAGGAAAAGCCGAACUGUGGCUAUCCAGUCCAUAGCCGCCCUGCCUGACGAAGAGGAGCUGGCCAGGCCGUUACCAGACUCGCAGGCCUCAAAAACCAGCAGCCGGGCCCAGAAGAAGGCUUCCCUUGCUGAGGUUCUCAAUGAGCUGGAGGUCCUGAGUGCUGCUGUGAUUGGGGAUCAGGAGGAUGGAGACACAAACGAGGAAGAGGAGAGCGAGUAAGAAAAGGAAUGUGCAGUCUACUGGUCAGCCUUGUGGAAGGAACAACAGCAUCCAGUUCACCUCCGAUAAUUCAGUGUUUAAUUACAAGAAUGCAUGAAAAACAGGAAUCAGCAGUGCUCAUCCCUAUUAUAUUCCAUAUUAAGGCAAAAUAUUGUGGAUGAUGGAAAUCUGAAAUAAGAACAAAAAAAAAUACUGGAUCAACGUCAAUAGGUCUGGCAGCAUUUGUGGAGACAAAGUGGAGUUAACAUUUCAGGUCAUUGACCUUUCUUCAGAGCAGUUCGGUCUUGACAUCAGCUUACUCCUCAGGUCUCUACCCACAGUCUCUGGAUCAUAACCAACUGAACUUUCAGCAAAGUGUGGUCAAAGUGUAGUUGGGAAGGUGUGUGUUUGAUGUUCACCUGUUUAAGGAAGUGAAAAUAAAUACCCAACAUUCAAUACCAAAGAGCACUGUGAAUUUUAAAUGGUUUGGUUGAAUUUCAUUUUCAGUGUUUCUUUGCAGACAAGUUCUCAAAUUCUUCAGUUGUAUCCUUGUAAACUGUACAUUGUUUAUAUUUAUUUUUUUACUGGAAAAAUGUUUUGUAUUAAUAAAUAAAAAUGACUUUUUAAAAUCAA